UUGAUGGGGCAUCACCUGCAAGCUCUGAAGGAUUUGACUUUCGGAUUAAUGGUUUUGGAGCCAAAAGAAAGAGUCUUGAACCUAAUGAUUGGGUUUGUGUUGGAGAAAUUGAUGACAAUAACCAGAGGUUUGAUUUCCUUCCAGGGACUCUAUGGCAGGAUGAGGCAGCAAGUGCUUGGUCUUCCCCCGGACCCAUGUCUAAGUGUGACGUGCUUACAGGUCUGGAUUUUUUGUCAAGGGAUUCAAUAGAGUCUUCUGCAAUAGGUGGAGAGUGUUUAGCUGGAGAGAAUGACCUUCCACCAGACUCAAUUGCACGUGUUGGAGAAUUUUUCUCAAGUCGUCAGUCUCUUAAAUCUGAAUGGUCUUCUGUAAUGUCAGAUCCAUUAUUUAGGACCAAAUCUCAGAAUGUGGAUAAUUUCUUUGAUGAGAAUGCACUUGAGAGGCGUAUCAAAUAUGACAAUAGAUAUGACUAUUUAGCGGAAAGGGUUGUUAAGGACCGUGGUUUUUAUUUUGAUGAUUCUUGGCGAAAAAGCUCAAGCCAAGAAGACUUCUCAAUAAGUUUUGCAAACAUGUGCUCAGGUUUUGAAAGUUGUGUUCGUUCCAAGCAAGAUAAUUGUAGAUUUAUCCAACAACAUAAUCUAGAUGAUGUUCUCUUUUCAAAAUGUCCCGAUAUAUUUAUUGAUGAAACAGAGUGGUUAUGUUUAGACUCGCAUGGUAAAUAUAAUGCCAACUGUUCUGCAGUAACGUCACACCAUAUUUCUUCAGCAAUUUAUGAUGUUGUGGAUGAAGGCCUAAAGGAUCCGAUUAUAUAUCAACAAGAAGGAUAUGUUUGUAAGAGAAGGCCAAAAAGAAGCCAUUUAACUCCACCUUUUUACAGAGGCAAGAAAAAAUUCUUCACCUUAAAUACCCAUUUGGCCAUGGAAGCAAAAAAACUCAAAGCCCAGGCCAUCAAUAAUGCCCCUACUUCACAAGAAACGAGUGGGUUGAAGCAUCCUCAACAAUCAUAUGGUGAAUGUCAACUAUAUUCUGAGCCAAAUUCUGUGGAAGAUCCAUUGAUCUACACCAGACCAAAUAAGAAGAAAGCACAUGACAUGAAGGACAUUAAAAAAUGUGAUACGCAAAAAUCAGAAGAUCUUAACAUUUACAGUAAGGAUUUGGUUGAAGGCAAAAGUUAUGCUUCCCAUUGAUCUAUGGGUGAGUAC
Molecule: messenger RNA, 1202 nt
Organism: Camellia sinensis
Lineage: Eukaryota; Viridiplantae; Streptophyta; Magnoliopsida; Ericales; Theaceae
Source: RefSeq, a predicted model, not a curated record